This is a messenger RNA of Aegilops tauschii subsp. strangulata, 2878 nucleotides long. RefSeq names its product disease resistance protein RGA4. NCBI's taxonomy places the organism in Eukaryota, Viridiplantae, Streptophyta, Magnoliopsida, Poales, Poaceae. Gene Ontology annotation, biological process: defense response to other organism. The record is from RefSeq and is a predicted model, not a curated record. Gene Ontology annotation, molecular function: ADP binding.
AUGGAGCAGAUGGACGUCGUCUUAUAUACUAUACUAGCGAGUAAUUACUACAGUGAGCGGUCGAGUGAUGCAAGGUGCAAGCAGGUUGAUACCAGUAGCAGUAAAAGUCUAGUCUUGAUUAGGGUAUAUGUUCUUUGCCAAGAACGCAGCAUAUAUUGCAACAGGGAUGUGCGCAGCCAGUUCCCUCUGCACGCCUGGGUUCGUGCGGCGCCCGGCAUGAGUGUGCACAAGCUUCUUCAGAAAAUACAUGACCAACUGCUGCUAAUUAGCAUUGCCAAGAAUCAUGGUGCCACUGCCUCCAGCUCCAAAAUCAUACCACAGGUCAAUGGAGACGACACCGAACAUGCUUCGACUGACCACCGGCUCACCGGAUUACUCAAGACCGCAAGGUAUUUGAUUGUGAUUGAUGGUGUGAAUACACAUGAGUUGUACGACGUACUAUCUGCCUUCUCUUGGGCUGAUGGAGUGGACGGCAGAAUUAUCAUGACGACGGCCAUUCAGCUGCCAGAAGCGACAUGCUGCAGAUGUGGCAACGGUUCACCACUCGCCAUAGAUAGCACAAGCCAGGUUUUCAUUGGAGAGCUGACAGAGAGUGGAUUUGUGGAGGCCUGCCUCCAUCUUCGUGAUGACACAGUAGCAAGAAUGCAACGCAGCAACAACGAGAUCCUAUCCAGUCCCAUUGUCCAGGACUUAUUGCUGUAUUUCUGCAUGUUCCCGCGCGACCAUCCUGUCAGGAGGAAUCCCCUGAUAAGGCGCUGGCUGGCUGAAGGACUUGUGUUUCCUCAACCAGAAACAGAGAGUUUUUCCCAGGAUGUUGCAGCCAAGAAUUUGGAGAGCCUCAUCAGCCGCAAUGUCAUUCAGCCCAUUCAAGUGAGGAACUAUGGAAAUGUGAAGAGGUGCCAAACUUUUGGGAUGAUGCUCAACUCCAUUUCCAGCAAAUCCAAGUCACAGAACUUCAUCACCAUGCUGUGUGGUAGCCAGACGACGGAGAGGAAUCCGGCUGGCAAGGAGAUUCGCCGGCUUUCCCUCCAUCUUAACGGUGCGGCAAACGGGCCACUGAAUUUGCCAAAGGAAUUAUCUCGUCUCCAUACUUUGGCAGUAUUCCCUGAUGAUGCAAAUGUCGCCAGGCAUCGGGCUAAUUUGAAUUAUGCCAAGUAUAAGCUAUUGCGAGUUUUGGAUCUCAAAGAAUGUGCUGAUGUGAAAGCAGAACAUGUUGGGAAAAUAUGUGACCUGUUGCUGCUCAAAUAUCUGAGCCUCGGCGACAGUAUUGACAAGGUUCCAAGGAAAAUAGCGAAGCUAAAAUGGUUAGAGACUCUCGACAUGAGGAGAACCCAGGUAGUGACACUGCCAAUUGAAGUCCUCCAGCUCCCCGGGUUGAAACACCUCCUUGGAAAGUUUCAGCUAGUUGACGGUGACUACACACAGAAGAAGCUGGAGAAGCUCGUGUCAAAAGAUAGUGAACUGCAGAGGCUUUCCGGAUUUGUCACCGACAAAAGCGAAGGGUUUGCGCAGCUGAUGAGUCGCAUGGGGAAGUUGAGGAAGGUGAAAAUAUGGUGCGAUUCCACCGCAGAUGUGACGAAACUGGUUCAUGUUUUAGGAGCCACAAAGAAAUUCAUUGGUGGAGGCCUGGAUAUGACAAGAGUUGAUCGUUCCUUAUCUAUCGACUUCCAAGGAUGCCCAACAGAAUGCUCAGAACAGUUCAUGGAUUCUCUGAAAGCUACAGGCCGUCUUACCUCACUCAAAUUGCGAGGCAAGCUGACGCAACUCCCUCAGUUCCGUACAAAGCUGAACUACAUCGAGGAGUUGUGCCUCUCAAGGACUAGUCUGAGCGGUGACACAAUCCUGAGUGGCCUGUCUGGACUGAAAAUGACACUGAAAUAUCUCAAGCUGGUAGAAGAUAAGCUUGGUCACUUGGUCAUAAAACCAGAGCAUUUCCGAAGCCUGAAGGGCUUAUGCCUCGUGGGCGAGCAAAGUCUGGAGGACAUAACAAUCCAAGAUGAAGCUGUGCCUUACCUUGUGUCACUUCAUAUGCUUUGUGAAGCUCAGGGUGAUCUUCCAGGCAUCGACAUCACACGCAUGGCAAGGCUAAAAGAAGUCGCGCUCCAUUCUGGAGUAGAAGAUACGAUAAAGGAUGGAUGGCAAGCAGCUGCAAUGAACCAUCCUAAUAGGCCCAGCGUUUUGUUUAUCCAUCAUGCUAACUCCUCGGCUAGAGGCUCUCCGCCGUGCGAAGAAGCAGGGGAAAUUGUAAAUCGGACCAAACCUAUUGGGAGAAAAUUCACCGCCACCAUCAUGGGGGGCAUCUUUUCUCGUGCACGGCCAAGGUCCUGAUGCACUGAAGCAAGUCGCAUCGAUCAUGAGCGAACUUUUGCAUCCAUUCGCUGCUCGAUGAUGUGUGUGCUGCACGAUGCGGCCUUCGGGAGGUGUGACUUCUCCUUUGCGAGGUGGCUGCUGGUGGUGAGUAGAUUGAGAUGAUGCAGCCUCUUUGUGAUGAUUGAUGAUAUCAUGAUAAGAAAUUUACGAGCGAAUUCCGCCGAUAACGUUUCAUGGAAGAACGGAGUAAAUAUAGCCAGCCAUACAGGUACAUUGUGUAGAGAUGUUGCUGAUUAGAGAGUUUGUUAAUUUGAUUCGAUACUGAGUUUGUACAAUGGAACAGCUACACUUCUCUAUUUUGCAAAUGCAUCGAAUAAAGGAAGUUCAGGCAAAAAAAGAAGAAGGAAAAAAAGGAAGGCCACCCUCUGCCAUAAAUCCUUUUGUAACCAGGGAGGGAGAUGGCGUAUAUUUACUUGUCCAAAAAAAGAGAGGCUAUAGUACUAUUUUUCGGUCUCCAGUGCGGCAGUGCUAUUGUUGCACUAUCAUGUUAUUGAUUUUUUUUAAAUCU